Myotis lucifugus (little brown bat) is the source of this 3831-nucleotide messenger RNA. RefSeq names its product ATP-dependent RNA helicase DHX8. Gene Ontology annotation, cellular component: catalytic step 2 spliceosome; intracellular anatomical structure. The transcript has a single exon. NCBI's taxonomy places the organism in Eukaryota, Metazoa, Chordata, Mammalia, Chiroptera, Vespertilionidae. The coding region runs from base 16 to 3651 and encodes 1211 amino acids. Gene Ontology annotation, molecular function: RNA helicase activity; RNA binding; ATP binding. Gene Ontology annotation, biological process: spliceosomal complex disassembly; mRNA splicing, via spliceosome. The record is from RefSeq and is a predicted model, not a curated record.
CGGGAAGCCGAAGCCAUGGCGGUGGCUGUGGCCUUGGUGGGAGCCGUCAACGGGACGGAGCUAGGCCUCGCGGAAGAACUCGCCAAACUCGAGUAUCUGUCUUUGGUGUCGAAGGUUUGCACUGAGUUGAACAAUCACUUGGGGAUCAACGACAAGGAUCUGGCUGAAUUUGUGAUCAGUCUUGCUGAGAAAAAUACCACCUUUGAUACUUUUAAGACUUCUUUGGUCAAAAAUGGUGCCGAAUUCACGGAUUCUCUUAUCAGUAACUUGCUGCGUCUCAUACAAAUCAUGCGGCCUCCCCCAAAGCCUUCUACCGGCAAAGAUCCAGUUGUCAAACCCAAAACUGAGAAAGAAAAGCUGAAAGAACUCUUUCCAGUCCUUUGCCAACCAGACAACCCUUCUGUUCGGACCAUGCUGGAUGAGGAUGAUGUGAAAGUCGCUGUGGAUGUCCUGAAAGAACUGGAGGCUUUAAUGCCCAGUGCAGUGGGCCAGGAGAAGCAAAGAGAUGCCGAGCACCGGGACAAGGCAAAGAAGAAGAAGAAGCGGAGCCGGAGCCGAGAACGAGACUGUGAUAGAGACCACAAGUGGAGACACCGGUCCCGCUCUCGAUCACGUUCCAGGACCCGGGAGAGGAAUAAAGGGAAGUCUAGAUAUCGGUCCAGGAGUAGAAGUCAGAGUCCCCCCAGAGACCGGAAGGACCGAGACAAAUGUGGGGAGAGGAAUCUGGACAGAUGGCGGGAUAAGCACGUGGACCGCCCUUCCCCGGAAGAGCCUGCUAUCGGGGACAUUUACAAUGGCAGAGUUACCGGCAUCAUGCAGUUUGGAUGUUUUGUGCAGCUAGAGGGACUAAGGAAGCGGUGGGAAGGCCUGGUGCAUAUUUCUGAGCUCCGGCGGGAAGGCCGUGUCGCUAACGUGGCUGAUGUGGUGAGCAAAGGCCAGAGAGUCAAGGUCAAAGUGUUGUCCUUCACUGGGACCAAGACCAGUUUGAGCAUGAAGGAUGUGGAUCAAGAGACUGGGGAAGAUCUAAACCCAAAUCGACGACAAAAUCUUGGCGGGGAGACCAAUGAGGAGUCUUCAGUGAGGAACCCGGACAGACCCACUCACCUCUCCCUUGUCAGUGCCCCUGAAGUAGAGGAUGACUCGCAGGAGCGCAAGCGCCUUACCCGCAUCUCUGACCCAGAGAAGUGGGAGAUCAAACAGAUGAUUGCUGCUAAUGUGCUUUCUAAAGAAGAGUUUCCAGACUUUGAGGAAGAGACUGGCAUUCUUCCUAAAGUUAAUGAUGAAGAAGAUGAGGACCUUGAGAUUGAACUGGUUGAGGAAGAGCCUCCCUUCCUGAGAGGGCACACCAAGCAAAGCAUGGACAUGAACCCUAUUGAAAUUGUUAAGAACCCAGAUGGCUUGCUCGCUCAUGCAGCCAUGAUGCACAGUGCCUUGGCCAAAGAAAGGCGGGAGCUCAAGCAAGCCCAGCGGGAAGCCGAGAUGGAUUCUAUUCCCAUGGGACUCAACAAACAUUGGGCUGAUCCUUUGCCUGAUAUGGAAGGCAGGCAGAUUGCUGCCAACAUGAGGGGUAUUGGGAUGACGCCCAAUGACAUCCCCGAGUGGAAGAAGCAUGCCUUUGGGGGCAACAAAGCUUCUUAUGGAAAAAAGACCCAGAUGUCAAUCCUUGAGCAGAGAGAGAGCCUGCCCAUCUACAAACUGAAGGAGCAGCUGGUCCAGGCUGUCCAUGACAAUCAGAUCCUGAUUGUUAUUGGAGAGACAGGAUCUGGGAAGACAACACAGAUCACCCAGUACCUGGCGGAGGCAGGCUACACUUCCAGGGGCAAGGUUGGAUGUACCCAGCCCAGAAGAGUGGCAGCCAUGUCAGUGGCCAAAAGAGCGUCAGAGGAGUUUGGUUGUUGCUUAGGCCAAGAGGUUGGCUAUACCAUUCGAUUUGAGGACUGUACCAGCCCUGAAACAGUCAUCAAGUACAUGACAGACGGGAUGUUGCUCCGAGAGUGCCUGAUUGACCCCAGCCUCACGCAGUAUGCCAUCAUCAUGUUGGAUGAGGCGCAUGAGAGAACAAUCCACACUGAUGUGCUCUUUGGAUUGUUGAAGAAGACUGUUCAGAAACGGCAGGACAUGAAGCUGAUUGUCACCUCAGCUACCUUGGAUGCAGUAAAGUUUUCUCAGUACUUCUAUGAAGCUCCCAUCUUCACCAUCCCUGGUCGAACAUAUCCAGUGGAAAUACUGUACACAAAGGAACCUGAGACAGAUUAUCUGGACGCCGGCUUGAUCACCAUCAUGCAGAUCCAUUUAACAGAACCACCAGGUGACAUCCUGGUCUUUCUGACUGGUCAGGAGGAGAUCGACACUGCCUGUGAGAUCCUGUAUGAAAGAAUGAAAUCCCUGGGACCUGAUGUUCCAGAGUUGAUUAUCCUCCCAGUGUACUCUGCUCUUCCCAGUGAGAUGCAGACCCGAAUCUUUGACCCAGCUCCACCUGGCAGCAGAAAGGUCGUGAUUGCCACCAACAUUGCAGAGACAUCGCUGACUAUUGAUGGCAUCUACUAUGUGGUGGACCCUGGCUUUGUGAAGCAGAAAGUUUACAAUUCCAAGACAGGGAUCGACCAGCUCGUGGUGACUCCUAUUUCUCAGGCUCAGGCAAAGCAACGAGCUGGCAGAGCUGGAAGAACAGGCCCAGGGAAGUGUUACAGGCUGUACACAGAACGAGCCUACCGAGAUGAAAUGCUGACCACCAAUGUGCCAGAAAUCCAGAGAACCAACCUUGCAAGCACAGUGCUCUCGCUCAAGGCCAUGGGCAUCAAUGACCUUCUGUCCUUUAACUUCAUGGAUGCCCCACCAAUGGAAACCUUGAUCACAGCCAUGGAGCAACUGUACACACUGGGGGCCCUGGAUGAUGAGGGCCUGCUUACUCGCCUGGGCCGCAGGAUGGCAGAAUUCCCACUGGAACCAAUGCUGUGCAAAAUGCUGAUCAUGUCUGUGCAUCUGGGCUGCAGUGAGGAAAUGCUGACCAUUGUAUCCAUGCUGUCUGUGCAAAACGUUUUUUACAGGCCCAAGGAUAAACAAGCCCUUGCUGAUCAGAAGAAGGCCAAAUUCCACCAAACCGAAGGAGACCACCUCACCCUGUUGGCCGUGUACAAUUCUUGGAAGAACAACAAGUCUUCCAACCCAUGGUGCUAUGAGAACUUUAUCCAAGCUCGUUCUCUGCGCCGGGCCCAGGACAUUCGCAAGCAGAUGUUAGGCAUAAUGGACAGACACAAGCUGGAUGUGGUGUCCUGCGGUAAGUCCACAGUCCGAGUGCAGAAGGCCAUCUGCAGUGGAUUCUUCCGAAAUGCUGCCAAGAAAGACCCACAGGAGGGUUACCGGACACUGAUUGACCAGCAAGUGGUCUACAUCCACCCUUCCAGUGCUCUCUUCAACAGACAGCCGGAAUGGGUGGUGUACCAUGAGCUGGUGCUGACCACAAAGGAGUACAUGCGUGAGGUCACCACCAUCGACCCCCGGUGGCUUGUGGAGUUUGCUCCUGCCUUCUUCAAGGUCUCCGACCUGACAAAGUUAAGCAAGCAGAAGAAGCAGCAGCGCCUGGAACCCUUGUACAACCACUAUGAGGAGCCCAAUGCCUGGCGAAUAUCCCGGGCUUUCCGGUGGCGCUGACAGGCCAGACUUGUUUGUCUCCUGCGGCAGUGGUCCAGGGCUUGGACUCACUCUUAUUGGUGAAAAGCUGACCAUGAGGAUACAAUCUUAACUGGACAUUUUCCAAACUUGUUUUACAUUUCUUCCCUUGUGGUAAAAUAAAAACAGGGAUUUAUGCCUGGUUUGACCAGAAUGUCCAGC